Molecule: messenger RNA, 4925 nt
Organism: Nerophis lumbriciformis (worm pipefish)
Lineage: Eukaryota; Metazoa; Chordata; Actinopteri; Syngnathiformes; Syngnathidae
Product: leucine-rich repeat and immunoglobulin-like domain-containing nogo receptor-interacting protein 1
Molecular function (GO): protein binding
Source: RefSeq, a predicted model, not a curated record
GCAUAAACUACUGCUCACUUGAAUAGGAGGACAGCACACUUGCACACUGACUGUAGAAAGCAGUCCCUCCUUUUUAUCUUAUUGGCUGCUUUGCACACCUGCAGACAAUAAAAGGCUGAUGACAUCAUCACAGCUCGCUCUUCUUAUUGGCUUGUACAGGAAAGAGACAAACGAAUAUAAACAAUCAUGCUCACUUUUGAGGUAUGUGCUGAACAAUAUGUCUAUGAUUGUUUUGUUUCUCACAUGCAUGUUCUACUUUUAAUCCAAAAUAAGGUCCAAAUAUUGCACACAGAAAAUAAAUAACAUUAUAAAAAUAACAAGUUAACUCAUGAUUAAUCACAAAAGAGUUUGCAUUUGUGUCCAAAUAUUGAGGUGUUUUUUUUAAGGUACCAUCUCAUCGCAGGGCCAAACAUUCAAACUCACAUUCACACACUAGGGGAAUUUUUAGGUUGAUUUAAAUUAUGUAAACAAAUAAUACUUUGUUUAAUCACGAUUAAUCCAAAUUGAAAAUGUGAUUAUUCUGACUAAAAAAAUAUUAACUUGACAGCCCUUCCUAAAAUAUAAACCUUUUUAAAUUCAUUUGUUUUAAAAUAGAUGGAACAAUUGCAUUAAGUAUGUAUAUUUAAAGUAAUAUAUUUUAUUCAAUACAAAAUUAUACUGUUCUGACAUUGUCAAAUAAUGACGUGUAGUGGUUCCCAACCAUUUUUUUUUACCAAGUUCCACCUCAAAAAAAACUUGGCUCUCCAAGUACCACCAUAAUGACAACAUUAAUGUACAGUAGCGUAGUAGGCCUAAGUAUUCAUUAAAAACAAGGCAGUGAUUUUAUUUAAAAAGUAUAUUCAAUAUUUUGGCCACUGUAACAUAACACACAGUUUGAACAGUAACACUGUGUUUAAAUUUAGGAAAAUAAAACACUGUACUUUAAUAAAGUGAUUCUUUGGCGUACUACUAAAUGGAGCCCGCGUGCCACACUAGUGGCGGAGUUUGUAUCAAGAAAGUAUGGCUAAGUUGGUUUCAGACGAUCUCCUCAAUGAUUGGUCAAAAUACACUCAAGUGACUACAGGGUGCCAUGACUGCUACUAACUUUGAGCUGAUGAGUUUGCGGCGCUUCCUUGUUAGUUUUUCGACGUGUAUUAAUGCUGUGUUGUGCGGCAUAGGGCUGUCCCACCUGCGAGAAUUGUGGAAAGCUUUUUCAUAGUUUUCCCCACAACCCUGAAAGAAGACAAGUAUGGGAAGUGAAGGUCCGCUAACAUUGGGCAGCCACCAAUUACAGCGUCUUGUGCCAGUACAUCAUGAACUGUCAUGUGAAUCCACUUUGCAACCACUUUAGAGACGUCCAAAAUAGAAUCUGAAAGUGGAAGCAGCACAAAGAAAUUGCUUUUUUGUGGAAAACAAACAGCAGCUACCUGGAACUAUCCCGGCUGUCACCACAGCAACGCCCCAAAAAUGAAAGCAUAAAGACAGCUAUUGUUACGCAAUGUGCCGGGCUUGGACGUAAAGUGACUGAUGAGCUCGGGUCCCCCGGAGGUAGCAGAUGGCCGCGUUCCUGACUCGGCGCCGUCUCUCUACUUCCGUGGUGACGACACAUGUACAGCAACCAUUCAGAACCUCGAUGCAAAACACUCAACAUCAAUCAUGAUUAUAACAAUGAACAAGCAUGUUUUUAGCUGCCCUUUGGGGAGAUGAUUUGAUCAUUAGUGAACUACUAUGUGAAAAUUACAUGAUGUUUUUUCACAGUUUGUUUGUUUUGGAGCAGGAUUACACAGAAAAUGAGUUACUGCAGUUUGACAAACUUUGUAGAAGGGCAAGGUGUGGUGUCAAGCUUAAAAACACUAAAACAUUGGUCUGAUCUGAACAGAUCUGAACAAAAGUGCAGUUACAUCCAUCCCAUGCAUUUUCUACCGCUUGUCCCUUUUGAAGUCGCGGGGGGUCGCUGGAGCCUAUCUCAGCUGCAAUCGGGCGGAAGGCGGGGUACACCCUGGACAAGUCGCCACCUCAUCACAGGGCCAAGUGCAGUUACAGGAAAUGUUUUUCCACACUUCAAAAUUCAAAGCAGUAUUUUUUUUUGCUUUCGGUGAAAAUCGCCCCUUCCUACAGCAUCAUAAAGCUGAAAAAGCACUUCCUGCUUUUGCAGAAAAGUGCAAACGCGGUGAUUCUCCCUUCCAUCUGCCUCCCAGCAUUUGGCUGACCUGCGCCUGCCUCCUCGCAUUCAGCCUUGGACCGAGGCCACCAGGCAACACAUAUAAUCCCCCAGCAUGCACCCUGCUCCAGGUUCUCACCGCCGUCGUUGUUGCCAUGAGGACGCCAAUGCAACAUGAAACAUCCUGUCCGUGUUCCUUUUUGUGUGGCUCAACUUUAUUGAAAGAAAAUAUCACCUUCUAAUUGUCAUAUUUUUGAAUCCAGAAAAGGAGCAGUGACAAUGACAGAGCAUGACAACUGUUUCUUCUAUGUUUGUUGGACCAAGAUCUUUGUCAAACUACUGUCUGGUUAUGAAAAGCUACUUCCUGUCAUAUAAAAGCAGUCUCCCAUGCAGGCAGCUCGCCAUCACAGACUGUGUUUGGGGGCAUUCUGCAUGUUGGCAGCCGGCAUGGCGUUAACGUCAGAAGCUCCGCCUCCACUGUCGUCAUCUUGUCCCCACUUAUGCGUCUGCGACGUGACCACACGGCAGGUCAACUGCUCCUACGGCGGCCUCAGCACUGUUCCCGAGACUCUCCCUUCUGACGCCACCCAGCUGAACCUGAGCCACAACGGCAUCAGGAUUUUGGCGCCUCAGCGCUUCCGAUCCCUGAUUCGACUUUUAGACUUGGAUUUGAGUGACAACCUGCUGGCGUACAUCCAGGUGGACGCUUUCCUCGGUUUGAGAAGCCUCGUCAAUCUGCGCCUGGCUCGUAACCUCUUAAAGAUUCUUCCAGUUGGAGCUUUUUCCGGCUUGUCGGAGCUGCAGCUGCUCGACGUGAGCAGCAAUGAGCUCCUGGGCUUCCUUGAUUUCACUUUCAGAGGCGUAGCGCGGCUGCGUGUGAUCCAAGCACUGCAAAACGACCUGGUCUUCAUCUCUCGCCAGGCCUUCGCCGGCCUAAGCGGCCUUCGCCAGCUCUACCUAGACGCUUGCAACGUGACUUCUGUGCCCACAGAGGCGCUGGCACACGUUGGUGGGCUGACGAGUUUAUAUUUGCAGCGUUUCGACUCUAGCUCACUGCCGAGCUACGCUUUCAUUGGCUUGGCGCGCCUCAAGCAGCUUGUCGUCACAGAUUGGCCCAGACUGGAGGCGCUGUCAGCAAAUAGCCUCGUCGGCCUCAAUUUGACAUCCCUCACGAUUAGAAAAUGCAACCUCAGCGCUGUCCCUUAUGUCCCUUUGCAUCAUCUGGUCUAUCUGGUCCACCUUGACCUGUCCUAUAACCCCAUCACUUACAUCCACGCCAACCAACUCGGCGAGCUCCCCAGGCUCCAAGAGCUCCACCUCGUCGGAGGACGUCUUCUGCACAUUCAACUCAUGGCCUUUGCUCGUUUGACGCACCUGAACCUCCUCAAUGUGUCCGGAAACCUCCUGAGCACGCUACAGGAGGGCAUCUUUCAUUCCGCGCACGGCCUGCAACAUCUCGGCCUGGACGCCAACCCCCUUUCCUGCGACUGCCGCCUGCUGUGGCUCGUCCGCCGUCGCUCUUCACUGAGCUUCGGCGGACGCUCUCCGGUGUGCAGCAGCACUCUCCGCUCGUGGGGUUGGCGGAAUUUCCUGGAGUGCGCCGAAGCGGAAGCCCUGCUCACGUGCCGGCCGCCUCGCAUCCAAAGACGCCAACUCCAGCAGGUGAGGGCGGAUCAGGGCCACACGGUGCUUUUCUAUUGCAGUGCGGAAGGUGACCCCGCGCCAUCUGUCACCUGGUUGAGCCCACAGCGAAGAGUUUUUGGCGAAGUGGGUAGGAUACGUGCGCUCGCCAAUGGCUCACUGGAGGUUCGCUUUGCUCAGCCUCAGGACAGCGGCACUUACUGCUGCGUAGCAUCCAACGUGGCGGGAAACGACACGUGGCCUGUCACCCUCCACAUUCGAGGUUUCUCCUCAUCCCCCAACCCUUUUCAUCUUAAAAGCUGGCUGGCCUUUCCGUCCACCUCUCCCGGGGAUGCGAGCGGCUCGCAGGAACUCCCGAUCGACGUCAAGACACUGCUCAUAGCGGCGUCCAUCGGCUUACUUUCGUUUUUUGGCUCGGUGAGCUUGUGCUUCGUCUUCAUGUUCUUGUGGUAUAAGGGCAAAGGGCAGAGGAAGCACACCGCCACCAUUGCGUACGUGCCACGCAGCGCCGUGGUGAGCAGAGAUGGCAGCGCAGGCAACUACAUGGAGACCAGCAAGUUUACCAUGAAAUUGAUGUAAACAAAUCAGUGAUUUAAAAAAGUUGCACAAUAAAACAUUAGGCAAUAUUUGCAUACAUUUGUAUUACUUAAAUCAAGGGUGUCAAACUCGUUUUCAAUGAGCGCCACAUCGCAUGUAUGACUGCCAUCAUGAAUUUGCCUAUGCAUUUGAUUAGCAUAUGUAUUUUUAUGUACACUAUAAAAAAAAAACAAUCUGUAGAUUUUGCAGUAAACAACUGGCAAUUUAGUCACCAGAAUUUUGCUGUAAAAUAUGCAGCUGAGAUAGGCUCCAGCGACCCCCCGCUACCCCGAAAGGGACAAGCGGUAGAAAAUGGAUGGAUGGAUACAGUGACUUUUACAACAUAUUCUGGUAAAUGGGAAAACAAUAAUAAUGUUGUUUUUUUUUACAAUAACAAACUGGCAGCUUAGUUGUCAGAAUUUUACUGUAAAAUGUAUGGUGUUUUUACAACAUGUUACUGGAAAUGGAAAAACUACCCACUUGUAUGUUGAAUUGAGCUGCCAAUUUUUAUGGUAAAAAACUGGGCUACUGUUUUUCCAUUUACAGUAACCUACUCAGUGGCCUAGUG